GGGGUGACGUGGGAGGUCACGUGGCGGCGCAUGGCCGCCGGGGGGGGCACGAGCGCCUCGCGGCGGCGGGGGGAGGACCCCUCCGUGAGGCUGUCGAAGGCGCUGAGCUACGUCCUGCGCCAUGGGGCCGCGGCCGUGGGGCUGCCCAUGGGGCCGGACGGCUUCGUCGAGGUGGGGGCGCUGCUGCGGCUGCGGCGCUUCGCGGGGGUCUCGGAGGGCGACCUGCGGCGGCUGGUGGCCGCCGACCCCAAGGGCCGCUUCGCGCUGCGCCCCGACCCCCUGCGCAUCCGCGCCAACCAGGGGCACUCCCUGCAGGUACCGGCGCUGGAGCUGACGCCCCUGCGGACCCCCGCGGAGCUGCCCCCCACCCUGGCCCACGGCACCCGCCGCCGCCUCUGGGGGCCCAUCUGUGCCGGGGGGCUGGCACCCAUGGGGCGCACCCACAUCCACCUGGCGCCUGGCCUCCCGGGGGACCCCGGCGUGCGCAGUGGGAUGAGACCCGAUUCGGAGAUUGCCAUCAUCAUCGACGGCCCCCGGGCCUUGGCAGAGGGGGUCCCCUUUUUCCGCUCAGCCAACGGGGUGAUCCUGACGCCGGGGGACGCCGCGGGGCGCCUCCCCCCAAAAUAUUUCCUCCGCGUCCUUCAGCUGCGCCCGCACCGGUGCCUGCUGCCGCUGGGGGGGCCCUCGCACGAGGAGGGGGGUGAGGAGCCCUCGCACGAGGAGGGGGGUGAGACGCUCUCGCACGAGGAGGGGGGUGAGGAGCCCCCGCACGAGGAGGGGGGUGAGGAGCCCUCGCACGAGGAGGGGGGUGAGGAGCCCUCGCACGAGGAGGGGGGUGAGGAGCCCUCGCACGAGGAGGGGGGUGAGGAGCCCUCGCACGAGGGCCCUCGUGCCCGACAGACGCCAAUAAACACUUCCCUGCCGUGA
Messenger RNA from Phalacrocorax carbo (great cormorant), 927 nucleotides. Lineage: Eukaryota; Metazoa; Chordata; Aves; Suliformes; Phalacrocoracidae. The record is from RefSeq and is a predicted model, not a curated record.